Messenger RNA from Cynara cardunculus var. scolymus (artichoke), 2156 nucleotides. RefSeq names its product pyridine nucleotide-disulfide oxidoreductase domain-containing protein 2. The record is from RefSeq and is a predicted model, not a curated record. NCBI's taxonomy places the organism in Eukaryota, Viridiplantae, Streptophyta, Magnoliopsida, Asterales, Asteraceae. Gene Ontology annotation, molecular function: oxidoreductase activity. The transcript has 17 exons. Bases 1 to 1692 code for a protein of 563 amino acids.
AUGUGGAGAAGAAGCUUUUGCACCACCACUGCCACUGCCAGUGCCGCCUUAAACAACAAGAAAUGGGAUGCUCUGGUCAUCGGAGGUGGUCAUAAUGGCCUUACUGCCGCUGCUUACCUAGCUCAAUCAGGCCUCUCUGUCGCCGUCCUAGAGCGCCGCCACCUAAUUGGUGGUGCCGCCAUCACCGAAGAACUCAUCCCUGGUUUCAAGUUCUCCCGUUGCAGCUACCUCCAAAGUCUCCUUCGCCCUUCUAUUAUCAGAGAUCUGGAGUUAGGUAGACAUGGAUUGAAAUUGUUGAAGAGAAGUCCUUCAUCCUUUACGCCGUGUUUGGAUGGACGUUAUCUUCUUUUAGGUCCUGAUGCUGAGCUAAAUCAUUCGGAGAUUUCCAAGUUCUCAAAACGGGAUGCUGAUGCUUAUCCGAGGUAUGAAAAUCAACUGGAGACCUUUUGCAAGUUCAUGGAUCCGCUUAUAGAUUCAUCACCGCCUGAAGCUCACCAAGGCGUUUCAUCUUUUAAUGCUCGAUUGAAACAUAAGUUACAGAAGUCAGAAUUUUGGGCCCAUUGUUUGCAUCAGUCUGUCUCCAUGGGUCAACAAGGGCUGGUGGAUUUCAUGGACCUUUUACUGUCACCAGCAUCAAAGGUUUUGAAUAACUGGUUUGAGAGUGAGGUGUUGAAGGCAACACUUGCUACAGAUGCAGUGAUAGGAGCCACUGCAAGUACCCACACACCUGGGAGUGGAUAUGUGCUGCUACAUCAUGUGAUGGGAGAAACUGACGGUGACCGUGGAAUUUGGUCGUAUGUUGAAGGUGGAAUGGGCUCAGUGUCUUUGGCCAUUGGAAAUGCUGCUAAGGAAGCUGGUGCCACCAUAGUUACCAAUGCAGAGGUAUCAAAGCUGAUGAUUGAGGAUUCAGGCACAGUAACUGGGGUUAUUUUGGCUGAUGGAACACAGGUUCAUGCUUCAGUUGUUUUGUCAAAUGCUACCCCGUACAAGACUUUUAUGGAACUAGUACCUGAAAGUGCUCUCCCGGAUGAUUUUUCUCGUGCUGUUAAACACUCCGACUAUGGUUCUGCGACCACUAAGAUCAACUUAGCAGUUGACAAAUUACCACAGUUUCAGUGCUGCAAUUUGGGUCAUCCUGAAGCUGGUCCUCAGCAUAUGGGUACCAUUCACAUUUGUUCCGAGAGUAUAGAGGAAAUCGACUCUGCAUGCCUGGAUGCAAAGAAUGGCUUGCCGUCACGAAGGCCUAUAAUUGAAAUGACAAUUCCUUCAGUCUUAGACAAGACUAUAUCUCCACCAGGCAAGCAUGUUAUCAAUUUGUUUGUUCAGUUUACACCAUAUAAACCUAACGACGGCAGCUGGGAAGAUCCUGCAUAUAGAGAAUCAUUUGCACAAAGAUGUUUCAAAUUAAUUGAUGAAUAUGCCCCUGGCUUCAGUUCAUCAGUUAUUGGCUAUGACAUGUUGGCUCCACCAGACCUUGAAAGGAUAAUUGGUCUCACAGGAGGGAACAUCUUCCAUGGAGCAAUGGGGUUGGAUUCUCUUUUCCUCAUGAGACCUGUAAAAGGAUGGUCAAAUUACAGAACCCCAUUGCGAGGAUUGUAUCUAUGCGGAAGUGGAUCCCAUCCUGGUGGCGGUGUGAUGGGUGCACCAGGUCGCAAUGCUGCACGCGUGGUUAUAGAUGACAUAAAAGGCUAAAAUGGUAACUCCUUUGAACCAUUAAGAUCACCAUACGCUUUGGAAGCAUAGUCGCCAAUGAUCACGAUCCUCUCCUAAACGCAGGCACAUCGCCGAAAUGGACCAAAUAGCGAGAGAUUUGUAGGUAAUCUUAGCUUAAAUUUAAUUAAAUAUCUAAAACUCAAAGUUGAGAGAAUGGAUUAUACGGGAUAUGGGAUAGUACAUGAGUAUGUGAGUUCAAAUGCGUACUGUGGCCACUGCACAGUUUCGGAGACACUUAUGUUUAACUCACCAUCAUGCAGAACAUCCCAUGGUUUGGGUUCAUGUUAGAUUUUCUUUUUGUGACUUUUUAAACCCAUGUAGAAUCGAGUUUUUCUCGCUCCAACAGAGAGGAGAUACAUUAAUUGUUUUUGUCUUUUCUCGACUAAAAAAACGUAAAAAUAUUCUCGCUUUCGUUGCUAUAUAGAAGAGUAGUCGAAUUUCUU